AUGACUGUGUUCAGAGGCAUCAGGACUUCUAAACUCUCAAAUUCUCAGAUUUUUGGAAGUCCCAGCACAGUGACGCUUCCUGAAACCUUGCUGUUUGUGUCAACCCUGGAUGGAAGUUUGCACGCUGUCAGCAAGAGGACAGGCUCAAUCAAAUGGACUUUAAAAGAAGAUCCAGUUCUGCAGGUUCCAACGCACGUUGAAGAGCCUGCCUUCCUCCCGGAUCCCAACGAUGGCAGUCUGUAUACACUUGGGGGCAAGCACAGUGAAGGCCUAACGAAACUUCCCUUUACCAUCCCAGAGCUGGUACAGGCAUCGCCAUGCCGAAGUUCAGAUGGGAUUCUCUACAUGGGUAAAAAGCAGGACAUUUGGUAUGUCAUUGACCUUCUGACCGGGGAGAAACAGCAGACUUUGUCAUCGGCCUUUGCAGAUAGCCUCUGCCCUUCGACCUCUCUUCUGUACCUUGGGCGCACAGAAUACACCAUCACCAUGUACGACACCAAAACCCGAGAGCUCCGGUGGAACGCCACCUACUUCGACUACGCAGCCUCGCUGCCCGAGGACGACGUGGACUACAAGAUGUCCCAUUUUGUGUCCAAUGGCGAUGGGCUGGUGGUGACUGUGGACAGUGAGUCUGGCGACGUCCUGUGGAUCCAGAACUAUGCCUCCCCUGUGGUGGCCUUUUACGUCUGGCAGCGGGAGGGGCUGCGGAAGGUGAUGCACAUCAACGUCGCUGUGGAGACCCUACGCUACCUGACCUUCAUGUCCGGGGAGGUGGGGCGCAUCACCAAGUGGAAGUACCCCUUCCCCAAGGAGACGGAGGCCAAGAGCAAGCUGACGCCCACCCUGUACGUUGGGAAAUACUCUACUAGCCUCUACGCCUCCCCCUCAAUGGUCCACGAGGGGGUUGCUGUUGUGCCCCGAGGCAGCACCCUUCCUUUGCUGGAAGGCCCCCAGACUGACGGUGUCACCAUUGGGGACAAAGGGGAGUGUGUGAUCACACCCAGCACGGACCUGAAGCUUAACCCUGGGCUCAAAGGGAAGAACAAGCUCAACUACUUGAGGAACUACUGGCUUCUGAUCGGACACCAUGAAACACCGCUGUCUGCGUCUACCAAGAUGCUGGAGAGAUUCCCCAACAAUCUGCCCAAACACCGGGAAAAUGUGAUUCCUGCCGACUCUGAGAAAAAGAGCUUUGAGGACGUUAUCCACCUGGUUGACCAGACUUCAGGGAAUGCGCCCAGCACCGUUUCUCAGGGUGUGGAGGAGAAGUUCGCUCACGCCCCCGCCAAGCCCGAGGCCCCCGUGGACUCCGUGCUCAAGGACAUCGCCACCAUUGUCCUGAGCACCUUCCUGCUCAUCGGCUGGGUGGCCUUCAUCAUCACCUACCCCCUGAGCAUGCAUCAGCAGCAGCAGCUCCAGCACCGGCAGUUCCAGAAGGAACUGGAGAAAAUCCAGCUCCUGCAACAGCAGCUGCCCUCCCACACACCCAGGGACAUGGCUCAGGACGCCGAGCUCCUGGACUCGUCCAGCCUGUACUCGGAGAGCUCGGGCACCAGCAGCCCCAGCACGUCCCCCCGAGCCUCCAACCACUCGCUGCACUCCAGCAGCUCUGCCUCCAGGGCCGGCACCAGCCCCUGCCUGGAGCAGGACGACGAGGAUGAGGAAACCAGCAUGGUGAUGGUUGGGAAAAUUUCCUUCUGUCCCAAGGACGUCCUGGGCCACGGAGCGGAGGGCACAAUUGUGUACCGGGGCAUGUUCGACAGCCGGGACGUGGCGGUCAAGAGGAUCCUCCCCGAGUGCUUCAGUUUCGCCGACCGCGAGGUCCAGCUGCUGCGAGAGUCCGACGAGCACCCGAACGUGAUCCGUUACUUCUGCACAGAGAAGGACCGGCAGUUCCAGUACAUCGCCAUCGAGCUGUGCGCGGCCACGCUGCAGGAGUACGUGGAGCAGAAGGACUUUGCCCACCUUGGCCUGGAGCCUAUCACCUUGCUGCAGCAGACCACCUCCGGCCUGGCCCACCUGCACUCCCUCAACAUCGUUCACAGAGACCUGAAGCCCCACAACAUCCUCCUCUCCAUGCCCAAUGCGCAUGGCAGGAUCAAGGCUAUGAUCUCCGACUUCGGCCUCUGCAAGAAGCUGGCAGUGGGCAGGCACAGCUUCAGCCGCUGCUCGGGGGUGCCCGGCACCGAAGGCUGGAUCGCCCCGGAGAUGCUGAGUGAGGACUGCAAGGAGAACCCUACCUACACGGUGGACAUCUUCUCUGCGGGCUGCGUGUUCUACUACGUGGUUUCUGAGGGCAGCCACCCUUUCGGCAAGUCCCUGCAGCGACAGGCCAACAUCCUCCUGGGCGCCUACAGCCUCGACUGCUUACAGCCCGAGAAGCACGAAGACGUCAUCGCCCGGGAGCUGAUAGAGAAGAUGAUCUCCAUGGACCCUCAGAAGCGCCCGUCGGCGAGGCACGUGCUGAAGCACCCGUUCUUCUGGAGCCUCGAGAAGCAGCUCCAGUUCUUCCAGGACGUGAGUGACCGGAUAGAAAAGGAGUCCCUGGACGGCCCAAUCGUGAAGCAGCUGGAGAGAGGCGGGCGAGCCGUGGUGAAGAUGGACUGGAGGGAGAACAUCACCGUCCCCCUCCAGACAGAUCUGCGUAAAUUCAGAACCUACAAGGGUGGCUCCGUCAGAGACCUCCUCCGAGCCAUGAGAAAUAAGAAGCACCACUACCGGGAGCUCCCCGUGGAGGUGCGGGAGACCCUGGGCUCCCUCCCCGACGACUUCGUGCGCUACUUCACGUCCCGCUUCCCCCACCUCCUCUCACACACCUACCGGGCCAUGGAGCUGUGCAGCCACGAGAGGCUCUUCCAGCCCUACUACUUCCACCCGCCCCCCGAGCCGCAGGCCCCCGAGACUGCAGACGCCCCUGAGCCAGGCCGGACUCCGUCUUGUGGCCCCAGCUGUGACUGAGCGCCCCCUGUCUGCAAUCCAGGGCCAGAGGCCACACUUAGCAAGAAGACCAGCUCCCAAACCAGUGCCUUGAGCUGCCUGCUCUGCAGCUGGCAGAGGAGGGUCUGACCCCUAGAUGGGGAGAGGUGACCCCUCCUGACCUGCAGGAAGCUGGGAAGACAGGGAUGAAAGUUUCACCACCAGGGAACAGCUGCGGGAAGGGCCGUCCCCAGGCAGCAGCAGGGCACCUCCACCUCCUCCUGGAUAGACUGGCUUCAGACAUGUUUCUUUUUAAACUUCCUGUUCGAUGUCAGCCUGCAGGCCUUGAAGGAAGCGGGAGGAAGAAAUCCUAAGCCCUGCCUGUGUGUGGGGCCCGGAGCAGCUCUCCCCGCCAGCAGGCUGAGGGGCACCGACGGAGGGACGGAGGUCACUGGUCACCGAGCACAGUGCGCCCAAGUGUCCCAGGUCACUGGACCCAGUGCUUCCUCGGGGCAGUGGGGUGUGGUGUUGGGACAGGUCAGCGCACGCCGGAAGGGAGGCCAUGGCCGCAGGUGUGGGAAACGGAGAAGAUGCUCGGUUCCAAGGCAGCUGCGGCCCCAUGUGCUGGUGGCCUCCAUGGUGGCUUUUGGUGGCUUUGUGGCCUGGACCAUUUAGGGAUGCUUAGGAGCAUUUGGGGGCAAGAAGUGAUACUUCCCUGGCCAUCAAGGACCCAGGCAGGGACAGGCCUUCGGAACCGGAGGGUCAAGGGCCUACCUGGCCACUGUGGCCAUCCCGGGAGAGCCCUGGGCCAGAGGGCAGGCGAUGAGGCCUCUAUCCCUGGAGCCAGCAGGAUGGCCAGGGGCUUGGUGGCCAAGGCCAGGCUCCCCACGUACCUCGUGGGCAGGAUUUUUUGUUUCUCUUGGCAGAUUUUAUUAACUUUAUAGUUUGAUCACACUGUAGAAUGCUACAUUAGCACAAGUGAGCUAAGCGUCACGUGAAGCUUGCUCAUGAAGAAGAAAUGCAAUACAUCUAUUCUGUGUGGUACCCCCCUCCCCCCUCGCCCCCCCCCGCCAGGAGGAGUGUUCGUAUUCAGAACAUUCUCCAGCGCUGGUGAAGAGCAAGCAUUACAGCGUCACUAUACACAUCAUCCUCAAAGUAAUAUUCCCUAAAUCGCCGUGUCCUUUCUCCCCCUAAAUUUAAUGUAAUUUUUAAUUUUCGUUUUAAUCAAUUCCUGUCUUUUCUCUACCGAGAGCCUUAGUGGUUACAUGCAGUGAGGGUACCACGUGAGGAAGUGUUUCCUGUGUACGUUCUCCAGCCAGGGGAGCGGCUCAUGCGGGUCCGCCCCGGUGAACUCGGAGACUCCGCUGGGAGUGCGAGUGUCACCGUGGAGUUCACUGCCUGACGGGAAAUCACUGUUUCUUACUGUGCGAUGUCUUCGUGGUGUUCGUGUGUGAAGGCCACGCAGCACAGGCUCUGGUUCUGCCUUUGUAGACGUCCGUUCCCUUUCAUGAUGCCUGAGAUCACUCGUUCUCUUAAACAGGACCCACCUCUGUGAAGCUCACCAGUUACCUCAUUCAGACCUGCACAGCCAGACGGGUUCUUCUCCCCGCUCUCAUUGGCCUGUGCCAGCUCCGUUCCGCGGGUCACUGUGCCACCAGCCCGAGGGACAGGCGGACCUCGCCCCCCGAGUGACGUCCCGGGCUGCCGGCUCUCUGCUGCCGGGUGCGGCUGUGCCGCACUGCUGAGCGUUCUCUUUGCGGAGUAGCCAGGUCGUUUCUAGCCGCCCGAUACUUGUCAUCUCUCUGUUUUGGCUCAACGUGCCUGCAGGACAACUUCUUUUUAAAAUGCCUUUUCUGCUGAUCAUAUUUCUAACCACCCACUGAGACUCAUUGAUUCACCGCAUGCUGGGACACUGGCGCUGGGGACAGAGAGAGGGACAAGAUAGAACCUGUGCUCUCAUAGGAGCCUGUGGUGAGAGACAACCAGUUAACAUCAGUGCAUGAAGGAGCCCAGGGUUGGGGAAGGGCGUGAUUUGGGGUUUGCACCUUUUCAGUCUUAAAGCGCCCGUGUCCUGGGACCCCUUGGAACUGGUCACAUUGCUCUCUGUCCAUCUUAUCCUCAUCGCCUUCGGGAUCCAGGCCUUCAGAGGCUUGCAGAGGUCUUGCGUGGACACUUGCCAUGGAAACACCCUGUGGUAGAUCCCGUCUCAGCCUCUAGCAUUCAGGUUUCCUGCUGAGCUCUGGGACGUGGAGUACGAGUCCUAGAAGGCUGUUGAACUUUUUAGAAGUAUUCGGUUUUAUUUUUACGACACUUUUCUCUGAUUGCUUCUCGAGCUUUCUAACUCAUUUUAUAAAAGACUCCGCGUGUCACUAGGCAUCGGAGCAUUUGCACUUUCGGGACUCACUGGUGUUACCUGAUAAGUCACUGAGCCAUCUGGGCGCCGAAGUACAAAAUCCUGUCUCAGUGCGAUAGUCAUCGUAGGCUCUGUGCGGCGAGACGUCACUCCGGCCCGCUGCAUGUGUUGUACUGGAAGAGCUCCAGGCCAGUGGGUCCAGCAAAGUAUUUUCUUCCCAUCAAGAACGGUCCUUAUCAGCAUUUACCCUGGUCCUCCCGCCAAGGCUUUGUGUGGACGUGACUCGUGUAUCUGUGUGAUUCCCUCUCAUUGCUGCUCUGACCUCACGCUGACGUGGGGGCCUUUGGACAGCAGUGCUUUCUCCUCUUGGCCGCUCUCGUUUCAGAAGUUGGACUCUGGCCAGCUUCCCAACACUUUGGGUUUCCCAAGACUGUUCCCCUUCUCCAUGUGCUCAUUGGCUGGUUCCUGCGGAAGAUGGGCUGGCUCCGCGUCCACAGCCCUCUCUGCAGGAAGAGCGAGCCCAGCACCCCAGAGAGCCCCCUUACAUUCUCGUUAGCUUUCCUUCGGUUUCCAAAAUCCCUUUCCUUCAUGCCUCCCGGCCUUGCUUUGCCCUGGCCGUUCCUGCGCCGUCCUGGAGUUGUUCAGAUGUGCCUGGCCUGGCAGCAGCCUUUCCAAGGAAGUCACUGCGUGUCCCAUCCAGAUAAGCCAGAUUUCCUCCUUCCAGGGUUGGACCGUUAUCUUUCAAACCAAAGCGUCUAUCCUCUUCUGUACUUCCUUUUGAAACAGUGAUUUCCCAUGCGUGACUCCGGUUCUGACUGUAGCAGCACUUAAAUCUCUCCUGUGCUCAUUGGAGAACCACAGAACCAUCCGCAGUGAGCCUCCCACCGGGGCAGCCUUAACCCACAACCGCGGCCAAGGUCCCACACCCGCCUCCCGAGCUCUGCGCUUGGUGGGUGCAGUAUUCCUUUUCAGUAUCCCAGAAGCUGUGACGGGGGUGUCCCCAUUACCCGGAAAGCAUUACCAGUCAACUCUGCCACGUUCUCAGAUGCAAACCUUACGUAGUGUUCUUUUUGCAAUGACCUAUUUAUUUAACCUAUUUAUAUUUAUUUAAUUUUUACUCUGAAGUAUACCCCAGCUACAAUUGCACUUGCUUAAAGCAUAGACGAUUUGUUUUGGACAACACCCCUGACCAUGUUAAAACUGGAAAAGGAAAAGUUAUACUGUAUCCUUCCACGGGAUGGAUGCCUUACAGUAGCUUUGUUAGUAAAGGGUGAAUAAUUUGGUCGUGGUAAAAAUGUUAAUUUUUAAGUGAUUUAAAAAUAAUUCUGUGCCAUCGUGUCUUCUCUGUGGAUGGUUAGUUGUUAAGUGUGUGUUAAUUAUGUGAAACAAUCCUCUUUGUGGAGCCUAAAAUCCUCCUUUUUAGCUUUAUAUUUUAUAAACUGCCAGAUUGUACAAUUUUUAUGUGUAUUUUUAAAGCUUGACAAUGUGAGGGUAAUUAUAUAAGUUAAAUGGCCUAUUUUUGUACCUCCUGUACAGUUUUAUAAUUCUGCUGAUUGAUGAUGGCGUCUUAUGUUGAGCCAACCACAAAUAAAGGUAGUUUUAGAUUUGGAA
Molecule: messenger RNA, 6880 nt
Organism: Myotis brandtii (Brandt's bat)
Lineage: Eukaryota; Metazoa; Chordata; Mammalia; Chiroptera; Vespertilionidae
Gene: ERN1
Product: endoplasmic reticulum to nucleus signaling 1
Exons: 22
Coding region: 1-2958 (985 amino acids)
Biological process (GO): protein phosphorylation; mRNA processing; intrinsic apoptotic signaling pathway in response to endoplasmic reticulum stress
Cellular component (GO): IRE1-TRAF2-ASK1 complex
Molecular function (GO): RNA endonuclease activity; ATP binding; protein serine/threonine kinase activity
Source: RefSeq, a predicted model, not a curated record